UCUACUGUGGGACCCUCCACCUCCUCACCUCCUUCUACUGUGGGACCCUAUACCUCCUCACCUCCUUCUACUGUGGGACCCACUACCUCCCAAACUCAGACUGUGCCUCUCUAUGCCUCCUUACCUAAAACUGUGCCAAUCUCCACCCAUCCACGUUGUGCAACACCCCCACUAGUGGUUCUGCCUUGCACCUCCCAGACUGAGUCCACCUGUACAUCUCCCCCCAGAAAAUCAGUGCUUCCUCCGACUGUGCUUCCAUCUAAAGCUCAAACCACUCCACAUCACGCUAUACAAACUGAACCUGUCCCAUCCUGUACCUCCCUGAUUCAAAUCAAACCAACAUGCACCACCACAACUACAACCACAGCCUCAAUUCCAAAUUGGCCCACCCAACCACCAACUCCAACGAUAGUCCCCGACACAGCCCCAAUUUGCCCCAACCCAAAACCAACUCCUGUUCUAGCCACCUACACUGCCCCAUUUUGCCCCACCACCCCAACCCCAACUCCAAUGAUAUCCCCCUGCUCAGCCCCAACUUGCACCACCACCCCGACUCCAACUCCAACAAUAGCCCCAUACUCAGCCCCAACUUGCCCAACCACCCUGACUCCAACUCCAACGAUAGCCCCAUAUUCAGCCCCAUCUUGUCCCACUACCCCAACUCCAUCUAUAGCCUCCUACUCAGCCCCAACUUGCCCCACCACACCAACUCCAACUAUAGCCCCCUGCACCAUCCUAACACAAACUGUCCCACCCUGCUCCUCCUUAAAUCAAACAGUAAUCUACUGCACCUCUCCACCUCCAACUGUGACAUCGUGCCACCCACCAACCCAAACUGCCCCUCCCUACAUCUCUUUAAUUCAGACCAUACCACCUGGGAACCCCCCAUGUCAGACCAUACCACCCUGCUCCUCCCAACCUCCAGUAGUUCCUUCCUACUCCGCCCACAUUCAAAUCCAAACCAUAAAAUACUGCUCCUCUCCCUCUCGCAUCGUAAAAAGCGGCAAUUCCCCGCCUCCAAUGGUAAAAUCCUACCAUACACUUCCAACGGGUCCAUCUUGUGCCACUCCCACAAAAACUGUGCCCCUCUAUGCUUCCACAUUUCGGCCUGCACCCCCCUACACCCCCCCACCUCAGGCCCAACACUGCAGCACUCAGUACAGGAGGGUGAUAGAGUGGGAGUGUAGAGGGGAGAGGAGGAUACUUCCACCACCACCCCCGCCUCCUCCCCCGUACACCCCACGUAAGGAGGGGGUGAACUGCACCUCAGGCUCGGCCCACCGGGCACCCCUGCUCAGGCGGGCAAGUGAGAAGGAGAAGUCAGGGAAAUCAAGGUCACCUGUGCAUUGUCCCCGAGCCAGUUCUCUGAAACACAGAGCUCAAACACCCCUGGAGGUCCCUCUGAAGGGGAACCAGGGGGACCAGGGCUCUUCGCCAACCAAGGCCAUCCCCAGACCCACCUGCCUGGGCCAGGCUCAGGCUCAGCUGGGGGCUCAGCUUGGGGCCCUCCAUAAGAUGCUCUGCUCUGGGCCCAACACCCCCAACAGCCAGCAUGCUCUCCCCCCCGGCCAGUGCCCCUCCGGGGCCCGGGGCUGCUCUGGCUCUGGAGGGGGCUCCACGGCCAGGCCCCUGACCUCCACCCAGGCAGACACACUGAGGCAGGUGCAGGAGAUCCUGGGGGGGCUGGUGUCAGGGGCCAGGAGUAAACUGGAUCCCACCUGGGUGGCAGAAAAACUGAUGGGCCCCAACGGGCCCCUGCACGACAUCCGCAGCCUGCAGACCCAGCUGCACAGCCUGGAAGGUGUCUUGGAGACCAGCCAGAAUACCAUCAAGGUCCUGCUGGAUGUUAUUCAGGACCUGGAGAAGAAGGAGGCAGAGAGAGAAGGGAGACACUCCUACCGGACGGGCCAGGACAUAGAGAACUGUGGCACGUGUAGAGACUGUGCGUGCAUCAUAUACAGUGUGGAGCAUGACUUCCGACUGCAGGAGGGGGCAGUUACCCGCACAUGGAGGGUAGAGGACCGUCCAGAGGGCUCCCCCCUGGCCGCUGUGACCCCUCAGCCCACCACGCCACACCGCCAGGAAUCACCCCUGCUGGUGACACCGGCACGCCCACCUCACAGCGGCAAGAAGAGCAGGAAGAAGUGCUUCUGGUUCUUGUGAACUUUAAACUUUGGAGGGGGGGUGGGAUAGGGAAGGACGCAAUGAAUAAGGCCUCUCCUUCUUAAGAUUGUGAAGGACGGAGAUGGAUACAGUACUUUACAUGCUUCCUCUAUAGGCUGCGAGGGACUGAAUGGUAGUGUGUGGAGUGUGGGGCCCUGAUGUGGAAGGAGAGAGAAAAAUAAAAUGGAAGCUCAAAACAAGUGUGAGAAGAAGCAGUAAACAAUAGAGUUUAAAAGAGAUAUUAAAUAGGUAUAAAGGAGAAAUAAAAGGUAUAAAAGAUAAAUAAAAGGUAUAAAGGAGAAAUAAAAGAGAAAUAAAAUAUAAAUAAAAGAGGUAAAAAAGAAGCAUAAAUGUAGUUAAAGGACAUGGAUGAACUGUAGUGUGUAGAUGAAUGGAAUCUGUGCUGAUCCUGGUGUUGGAACUGAAUAGAGUGAAGAGUGGAACGAACAUGCUUGUGUUGUAGUUGCACCGAAAGGCCUCUUCAGCACCUGAGAUCAGUUUUUAGUGCAGGGAGGAAGGUACUGUAAAAUGUGCUCCAAUGUGCUAAGCUUUGAACAGGCCUACCUGGUAGGGGCAAUUAUAGAAGUGAAAGUGUAGAAGAUGAAAAGAAAUGAUAAGGAUAAAAUGAAGGAUCAGGAAGUGAGGAGGUAUAAAAGGCUAGGGGAUGGUGGGAGUAAAAAAGAGCGGAAAAGAACGAGUGUACAGAGAGAAGAGUGGAAGGAUCCAUCCUCAUCACUAAUGGACAAAUGAGGGUUAGAACACCAGCUUUUAUAUCCUGAGAUGUUUCAAUAAAUCAAUUAUUAUGAUGACCCUUAUUUAAUACUUUUAAUAGAAUUGAUCAUACAAAAACUACAAACAUACGUACACCAACACAGGCUGAGAAAUGCACCAGGAGAAAAAGUGAGAAAAAAAACAACAUAUUAAAGUGUACAUAAAACAGAGAGUUCUGCUGCUUGAAUUGCUAUAUUUCAGAUACGGAUUACUGCUCUAUAA
Messenger RNA from Coregonus clupeaformis (lake whitefish), 3156 nucleotides. RefSeq names its product mucin-5AC. NCBI's taxonomy places the organism in Eukaryota, Metazoa, Chordata, Actinopteri, Salmoniformes, Salmonidae. The coding region runs from base 511 to 2163 and encodes 550 amino acids. The record is from RefSeq and is a predicted model, not a curated record. The transcript has 3 exons. Gene Ontology annotation, biological process: inhibitory postsynaptic potential. Gene Ontology annotation, cellular component: postsynaptic density.